Talaromyces atroroseus is the source of this 2883-nucleotide messenger RNA. RefSeq lists its product as hypothetical. The transcript has 5 exons. NCBI's taxonomy places the organism in Eukaryota, Fungi, Ascomycota, Eurotiomycetes, Eurotiales, Trichocomaceae. Bases 1 to 2883 code for a protein of 960 amino acids. The record is from RefSeq and is a predicted model, not a curated record.
AUGGCACGGCUUGCAACUCUGCUUAGCAUCAUUAGCGCGGCGUCGGUGUCAGCCAACACUCUCCUAGCUACUCUAGACUAUGGCUCCUUUCAGGGAUACUAUGACGCAGAAUACAAUCUGUCAUACUGGAGGAAGAUACCAUUUGCUGCACCUCCAGUCGGCGAAAAUCGGUUUAGGGCUCCGCAGCCCCCUCUUCAAGUAAACGGUACAUAUGACACCAAUGCCGGCUUUUCCGAGUGUCCGCAGCGAACUGCAAAUGGCUCGGAGGAUUGUCUGUAUCUGGGAGUGUAUGCUAGACCGUGGAGUGAAGGCCAGAAACUACGCCCAGUAUUCGUUGAGAUGUAUGGAGGGGCAUUCGUCGAGGGUAGUGCCUCAACCGGAUUGCCAGGGAUAUUCUAUCCUUUGCUCAACUCCAGUGAUGAGAGUGAUUUUAUUGCUGUAGGCCCCAAUUACCGUGUAAACGCAUUCGGAUUCUUGCCGGGCCAGGAAAUCUACGAUGACCCUUUGUCUGAUUUGAAUCCCGGUUUGCUAGAUCAGCAGUAUGCAUUGCAGUGGGUUCACAGAUACAUCCAUCUCUUCGGAGGCGAUCCAUCUCAGGUCACUAUCAUAGGUCAGAGUGCCGGCGGAGGAAGUACUGUGGCUCAAUCGAUUGCGAAUGGCGGUAAAACCGACCCGCCUCUAUUCCAAAGGGCUUUAUCAUUGAGUCCAUUCUGGCCCAAAACAUACCAGUACAACUCACCCCAGGCGCAGGCUAUCUAUGAUCAGUUCGCAAGCUUGGCCAACUGCUCUGGGACUAGCAAUACUCUGGAGUGUUUGAAAUCUGCAGAUCUGGACACAUUAAUCACCGCAGCAUAUGGUGUCACAUACGGUGACGAGUAUGGACCAAAUUCGUACACCUGGGCUCCCGUCAUAGAUGGCACCUUCCUGCCUAAUACGCUCAGCGACGCGGUGGAAAAGGGCGCCAUAAACGCACCCGCCCAUUGGGGAAUGUACAACACGUAUGAAGGGGAGAACUUCAUCCCAUCUGGUCUCAAAACCUCUGACUUGUCACCAUACAACUCAUCAGAUGCAGCAUUUGAGCUUUGGCUGGGGGAUUUUCUGCCUGACCUAUCCCAGAGUGACCUCGAUCACCUUUUAACUGUGUACCCAUCGAGUGGCAGUAGUGAGAGUAUAGAGAGCUACAACACAACUUACAUUCGCGCGGAGCUGAUCUAUCGAGACCUUGUCCUGGCUUGUCCCGGGUACUGGCUGGCCCAGUCCGCGAAGGUGGGAUAUCUUGGGCAGUACACAAUCAGUCCUGCCACUCAUGGCAGUGAUACCUCUUGGUGGGACUCGUACGGUACACUGCAAACCGAAUACCCAACGAUAUACGAGGGGUUUGCGGGCGCCUAUGCUUCGUUCAUCCAAACAGGCGAUCCAAACAAGAAUAAGCUGACGAAUUCUUCGGAAGCUGGUGUUCCUGAGAUCAACACAGGAGACGAAUGGAUCAUAGCACUUGAUGGAUUCACUGUCACGAAACUCGAGCAAUUGAAAACGAGAUUUCGUACGCCGCCAUCCUUGAUUUCCUGGUAUUCAUGCUGCAAAUACCCAAGAUACCCGGUCACAGUAAUACCAGCAUACAUUCAGUCCUACACGUCUCUUGAUGUAAUCGUUCACAACUCCGCCAUCAAUUCUCAAUCUCCAUCCAACAUGGUUGAGCUGCUCCCAAUAUUCAAAAAAGCCUAUUGGGCCCUAGCUGCUACGAGUCUAGUUUACAUAUCAUGGCUAGGCGCAAUGACAUUUCCAACCGUUCAGCGGGCAGAGCAUGAGGAGCUUCUGAAUGAUAAUUGGUCUUAUGGGCCUGCAGAGGAUUAUACACAAACAGUAGCAUACAAGCUGCUUUCUGAAGAACCUAAUUCGCGGGUUGUUACGAAUUUCCAUGGGAAUGCCGCCCAUCUCGGUUCUGUCAUCCGUCCGGAGAUGUAUCGAAUGGCUUUGGGGGUAUCAACUCCACAGAAUCCGGUACAUGUCUUCGCCAUUGAUUACCGGGGAUACGGUAUUUCCACAGGCUCUCCCUCAGAAGAAGGCCUCAUUACUGACGGCGUAACGCUACUGAACUUUCUCACCUCUGAGCCAUGCAACAUCCCACCAUCACAAAUCGUAAUUGCAGGCCUGAGUCUUGGGACUGCGGUUACAACUGCAGUUGCCGAGCGUUUUGCCUUUGGUGCAGCACCAGAUUCGCCCGACUCAGUGACCAUUGUUGGCCAGCCAGCUUUGAAAGACCCUGAGCCCUUUGCCGGGAUCAUUCUCGUUGCUUCUUUCAGCAAUCUUCCCGAUCUCAUCGAAUCAUAUAGCUUCAAGGGCUUGACACCACCAAUGCUUUCACCUUUGGCUGGCUAUCCUCGGGCCCGGGAAUGGGUCAAGUCACAGAUCCUCGAUACCUGGCAAACCAACAGCCGUCUGGCACGCCUUACAAGCAUGAAGCCUCGAGGAGACGAUGAUAGCGCUGAAUCUGAUGCGAGACACGCCCAAAAGGGUGUAGAUAUCACAAUAAUUCACGCGCGAGACGAUGCUGAAAUACCCUGGAAAGAGGGUUUCAUGAACUGGAAGUGGGGUACGACUGGUUGGAACAAUGAUGACGACAAGCAGAAGAAAGUUGGUAGUCAGUCCCAAGUAGGAAAGAUUGUUUAUGAACGUGUUGCGGAAGAUGGUGUAACAGAGACUAGGGUUUGGGAGAAGGAAAUCUGGCCAUCGCCAGAAAGGAGCACGAGUUUCGCGAAGACAAAUAGUAACGGGAAAGGAGUGAAACGAGUCAGAUGGGAAAAGGUUGGAUACGGUGGGCAUAAUCAAGUCGGUGCUUAUUCAGUUGCAGCUCUUGCUAUCCUACGCUCCUUUGAAGAAUAG